UACACCCUGGAAAAAUAUGAGGAACAAUCAGUCCCCAACAGGUGGAAAACUACCAGAUGUCACUGUUACAGACUGCUCACGGGAUGAGGAUUUUUGCUCAAGUUUCAAAAGAGAUAUGAUUUGAUGCUUCUGACUUAUAUUUGGGAGAAAAUACCUACAAUGCAUGUCAUGUAUCUGAAAAAACUUGACAGUUAAGGCCUCUUUCUAUAGCACUGAUCACAGAUCAAAUGGUUUAAAAAAGUGAAAACACCAAAAUUGAACUGAUCAAACAAAGGAAAUGUUGACAGAUCACGAAGAAGAUGUUAUAACAAAGACACUGGAAGGUCAGCUGGUGGAUUUACCUUCUCAGUCUUCUGGAGCAGUCAAAAUAUUUAUUUGCUGCACCCAAUCUGACUUUCAGUUGGAAAGGUGCAUUUUGUGGGAAAUAGUUUUACCAGAGCUGCAGCAGUACUGUUCCCAGCAUGGCUUGGAUGUAGAACUGGUUGACCCCCUGCAUGGCACUUAUGUGGACCCCAGCUAUGACAGAUCUCUGUUUGAUCUCUGCAUGUUGGAGCUAGAAGACUGUCAUAGAAUAUCACAAGGACCUUUCUUUUUGUGUUUAACUGGAAACAAAUAUGGUCCAACGCCACUACCUGCAUAUAUUAAAGCAGAAGAUUUUGAUAUUAUCUCUGCCAAAGCAUGUGAAGCUGGAAAAGAUAUGUGCUUGCUCAAUUCAUGGUAUAUAAAGGAUGAUGUACUAAGGCCUACAGUGUACAGAUUGAAAGAUCCAAGGGAGAAGCUCAAGUAUUAUGAUUGCAGAAAUCCAGAAAUGCAGGGCUUGAGAGAGCGUGAUCAGUUAGACUGGUUGGAGACAUUCAAGGAACUCCAGGAAAUCCUACAGACAUCACUAGAGGUUGCAUCUGCUGAGGGUCCUCAGAGUAAAGAUCUGAGUGAAUACUACACAGGAGGCAAGUAG
Molecule: messenger RNA, 955 nt
Organism: Lingula anatina
Lineage: Eukaryota; Metazoa; Brachiopoda; Lingulata; Lingulida; Lingulidae
Product: NACHT domain- and WD repeat-containing protein 1-like
Molecular function (GO): protein binding
Source: RefSeq, a predicted model, not a curated record